This is a messenger RNA of Protobothrops mucrosquamatus (brown spotted pit viper), 2357 nucleotides long. RefSeq names its product ras homolog family member T2 (gene RHOT2). The transcript has 18 exons. Gene Ontology annotation, cellular component: mitochondrial outer membrane. The record is from RefSeq and is a predicted model, not a curated record. The coding region runs from base 1 to 1752 and encodes 583 amino acids. Gene Ontology annotation, molecular function: GTPase activity; GTP binding; calcium ion binding. Gene Ontology annotation, biological process: regulation of mitochondrion organization; small GTPase-mediated signal transduction; mitochondrion transport along microtubule. Lineage: Eukaryota; Metazoa; Chordata; Lepidosauria; Squamata; Viperidae.
AUGAGGCGGGACGUGCGCAUCCUCCUGCUGGGGGAAGCCCAAGUGGGGAAAACAUCCUUGAUCAUGGCUCUGGUGGGUGAGGAGUUCCCUGAGGAGGUUCCUCCUCGGGCCGAAGAGAUCAUAAUCCCUGCAGAUGUCACUCCUGAGAAAAUCCCCACCCACAUUGUAGACUAUUCAGAAGCCGAACAGACGGAAGAAGAGCUGCAAGAAGAGAUUGCCAAGGCAAACGUGAUCUGCAUGGUCUAUGACGUCACAGAGGAGGCCACCAUUGACAAGAUUCGGACAAAAUGGAUUCCAAUGGUGAACGGUGGCAUUGAGCGAUGUGCCAGGAUCCCCAUCAUCCUCGUGGGAAACAAGUCUGACCUGCACACCGGAAGCUCCAUGGAAACCAUCCUGCCCAUUAUGAACCAGUUCUCCGAGAUCGAGACCUGUGUGGAGUGUUCAGCGAAGAAUCUGAAAAACAUUUCUGAGCUUUUCUACUAUGCCCAGAAAGCUGUUCUUCAUCCAACUGCCCCUCUCUAUGAUCCAGAGGAGAAGCAGAAGUCCUGCUUUGGAAACCCGUUGGCUCCUCAGGCUCUGGAAGAUGUAAAAAUGGUGGUGUGGAAGAACACAACAGAUGGUGUCCAGGACAAUGGCCUUACACUCAAUGGCUUCCUUUUCCUCAACACCCUCUUCAUCCAGAGAGGGCGUCACGAGACUACAUGGACCAUCCUCCGCCGCUUUGGCUAUGACGAUGCCCUGGAGCUGACUGAUGACUAUCUCUGCCCAGUGAUCCGGGUACCCCAGGACUGUUCCACAGAGCUCAACCACUUUGGUUACCAGUUCCUGCAACGGAUGUUUGAGAAACAUGACAAGGACCGUGAUGGCGCCCUCUCGCCCGGCGAGCUGCAGAACUUCUUUGGUGUGUUCCCCUAUAUCCCCUGGGGAUCUGAGCUCUACCACACGGUAUGCACCACAGAUAAAGGCCUGCUUUCCCUGCAUGGAUUCCUCUGCCAGUGGACGCUGGUUGCCUACCUGGACGUCCAUCGCUGCUUAGAACACUUGGGCUACCUGGGGUACCCCAUCUUCUCUCAGCAGGACUCCCAGAUUUACGCCAUCACAGUCACCCGGGAAAAAAAGGUGGACUUGGAGAAAGGCCAGACCCACCGGAAUGUCUUCCUCUGCAAAGUGAUCGGGUCCCGAGGGGCCGGCAAGUCGGCUUUCCUGCAAGCCUUUCUAGGCAAGGAUGUGGGGGUAAGUCCUGGCGGAGAACAAUCGCCCUAUUCAAUUAAUACGGUGCUGGUCAAUGGACAGGAAAAGCAUUUAAUUCUACAGGAGAUUGAGGCGGACGCAGAAUUUGCGAAGACCUCUGACACAGCUUGUGAUGUUGCCUGCUUCUUGUACGACGUGGCAGACCACAAGUCUUUUAAUUACUGUGCUAAUAUUUAUAAGCAACACUACAUGGACAGCCAGAUUCCUUGUCUCUUUGUGGGCUCCAAAACUGACUUGCCGGAAACGUCCCCUCCGCACGGCCCCUCCCCAGCCGAGUUCUGCUACAAACAUCGCUUGCCGCCCCCGUUUUGCUUCUCCUGCAUCAGCCAGGAACUUCUCAGCACCACAGUCUACAGCAAACUAGCCACGGCCGCCACGUUUCCGCAUCUGAACGACAUCGAGUUGCGUGCUUCGUCCUUCUGGAUCCGGAUUGCCUUGGGAGCUGCAGUAGCCACCAUUGUGGGAAUCAGUCUCUACAAAGCAGUGAUGAAGAACAAGUAGAGGACGGCGAGGACACGGGACUCUCUCUUUGUGUCCCUCCCUGCUCUAGGUUGUUAUUUUUUUUCCACCCAUGUCCAGGAAACCAACUUCAUUUGCCCCGAGCACGUUGCAAGACCCGGAAGAAGUGCGCCAGGGGAAGACAAGAGGCCAUCUGAAGGACAUUCCACCUCCUUGGCUUCUCCCGGUGGGGUGGGUGAGUGUUGCAGAUGGGGCUGGACGACCACCAUUGCACCAGCAUCAGCAGAAACCAUCACCGUCAGCUAGCCGGCAUGAGGAAGACUUGCAUUUUUCUCACUCAGGGAAUGUCCCCAGUCCUGCAAGCCAUAGCAUCAGAUAUCUUCUGGGCCGUUCAGCUCCUACAAAUUAUCUUAGCUUCCCCCAGUUUUUGUGUUGUUGUUUUUUUAACCCCUUUUGGCUGUUCGUCAGAUGCUGAAGCUCCUGCAAUCUGGUAAAUGUUUUUAAAUAGACGUGUCUUGGGGAGAGCCGAGACUGUUGGCCCUCUGCGGUGCCUCUGGACCUUCUACUUCAUCUUCUUGCUUGGAAGGAUGCCUUUGAGCUCCUGUGGGGGGGAAACUACGAAGCUUUCUGCGACUUUCUGAACCCUU